AUGUCCCAGCCUCGUGUGCAAGUUUUUAUCCGGCGGGGCGUCGAUUUGCCUGCAAUGGACUCCGGUAAAAGCUCCGACCCGUAUGUUAAGUUCGAGUACAGGGGCACGCAUUACCGCACGGGGACGGUGAAGAAAACUGUGAAUCCGGUGUGGAACCACAAGUUCACGUUUGUCUAUGACAAACAGUUCGGACCCCACAGCGUCACCUUUGAAGUGUGGGAUGCAAAUAUUUUGCUGAAGGACAAGAAAAUGGGGUCAGUGACCGUAGAUCUUCGAACUCUGGAGGUGGAUAAAGUUGAGGACAAAUACUAUGCUCUGGAGAACGCGGCGCAGGCCAAGAUUGGCGCAGCACUUCACAUCCAACUUCAGCUGCUGCCGCCCCUCAGCGAGACGAAGCCUUUGGGUGACGGCUCGCAGAAGAUUGUUGUCUUGACUGCCGAACAGGCUAGAGCGGCGGCGCACGGUCGCAUUCUCGUCGCGCCAAGCAACCAGGGCCCAGUCGGGUCGGUGGGCUCCCCUCCUCUCCUGCACAGCUACCCCUCGCCUGUGUCCGUGCCUCCGUAUGUGCAUCCCUCCAAUGCGGUGUUUCCGGUGGCGCAUCCUGCGCCGUACUCGCAGCAGCAAGUUUUGCUCGUCACUCCGCCUCCUGCGUAUCCGACGCAGCCUGGCUGUUUCCCUCCCGGUGCCUACGGAGCGCCGCCACCGCCGGCAGGAGGCGCGCCUGGGUGGGCGUGGCCAGCGCCGAGUCAGGCACCCCCUCAGGGGUUUCACGCGGCUCCACCGUCUCCAACACCCGCCACCACGAGCGUGCCCUCUGCAGCCUCGCCGCAGUGCCCCGUGGCAGUCGCUACCGCAGAACGUGGUUCGGAUGGCAGGGGUGGAGGGGGCGGCAGUCCGAGGGGCUCUGGCGAACGGUCCGGUGACAGUGACUCAUCAUCAGAUGAGGGAGCGACGAAGAACUCGAAGAAAACCAGCUCUCGAAGAAAGGAAAAGGCAGCGGAGUCCACGCUGAUCAUGGAAAUCAAGCAGAUCAUCCCCUCAGCGACAUACGGAGAGGUAGCCAAGGCACUGAUAGCUAACAACAAUGACAAAGACCUAGCUCUAAAGGACUUGGUCGCCAGGAUGAGCGUGACUUCCCAAAAAGAACGCGCGACGCCUAGCGCGCCGACGUGA
Messenger RNA from Besnoitia besnoiti, 1173 nucleotides. RefSeq lists its product as uncharacterized. The record is from RefSeq and is a predicted model, not a curated record. The coding region runs from base 1 to 1173 and encodes 390 amino acids. The transcript is spliced from 6 exons. NCBI's taxonomy places the organism in Eukaryota, Apicomplexa, Conoidasida, Eucoccidiorida, Sarcocystidae.